Molecule: messenger RNA, 1695 nt
Organism: Parastagonospora nodorum SN15
Lineage: Eukaryota; Fungi; Ascomycota; Dothideomycetes; Pleosporales; Phaeosphaeriaceae
Exons: 3
Coding region: 1-1695 (564 amino acids)
Source: RefSeq, a predicted model, not a curated record
AUGGGUAUCUUGGAGUACAGACAACACAAGCAAGACUGCCAGCGUAAGCAGUCGGAGCGAGCUUCAAAGAUCGCGUCCCUCCCCCCAACCUACCAAUACCCGCUUUCACCACAAGAACGCACCAUACUUGGCAAGCCCAUUCAAGAGCUCGUCCAAGAUGUGCAGAAGCAGGUCACGAGACCUGUCGAUAUCCUGCGUGCAUAUGGGAAGGUCGCAAUAAAGGCGCAGGAGAAGACGAAUUGCGUCACAGAGAUUCUCUUCCCCGAAGCUGAAGAAUGGGCUGACAAGGAGGUCAACCUGAAAGGCCCGCUGGCCGGCAUACCAGUCUCUCUGAAGGACUCGAUACAGGUCAAGGGCUUUGACAUUUCCGUUGGAUAUUCAAGAAAUGUGGGCAAGCCAUAUGCUGAAGACGGAUCUAUGGUGAAGCUGUUGAAGGACGCCGGUGCCGUGCCCUUCGUGAAGACCAACUUGCCUACUACCCUCCUCUCCUUCGAAUCCACCAACGACGUCUGGGGCCAAUGCAAAAACCCACACAACGACAAAUACUCGCCCGGCGGCUCGACGGGUGGAGAGUCAGCACUGCUAGCUUUCGGAGGCAGUCGUAUAGGCAUAGGUUCUGACGUCGCAGGUUCGGUACGCGCACCAGCACACUUCUCCGGCUGCUAUUCUAUACGUUGCUCCACAGGGCGAUGGCCGAAGAUGGGCAUGAACACGAGCAUGUCGGGCCAGGAAGCCAUCCCAAGUGUCUUCAGCCCCAUGGCGCGGACACUCAACGACUUGACAUACUUCACGCGAAGCUUCAUCCAGAUGAAACCCUGGAAGUACGACUACACAUGCCACCCACUUGAAUGGCGCGAGGAAAUAGAGGAAGAGUACAAGGAGAAGAAGAAGCUCCGUUUCGGUGUCAUGCGUACCGAUCAUGUCGUCGAUCCGUCACCAGCAUGUGCCCGUGCCCUAGAUGAAGUCGUGAAAGCGCUUAUAGCAGAAGGCCACGAAGUUUUUGAUGUUGAGCCUCCCUCCCCCUACGAAGCACUUCAGCUAGCAUCCCACCUCCUCCUCAGUGACGGUGGCAGCACAUUCAUGUCGCAUUUCCGCACGGGCGAAUGGAAUGACAAAGGCGCUGCACAAAUGAUGCGCUACAUGCGCCUUCCACGGUUCAUCAAGUACGUCCACUACUUGUACGUGCGCUACGUCAAGGGCGACAGUAUCUGGGCCGGCUUGAUUCGCAACUGGCACCCCAAGAGUGCUUACGAGUACUGGCAACUUGCUGGCAAGCGCGAGGCAUACAAAGACAACUUCUUCAAGUGGUGGUCUGAGGAGGCGAAGAUGGAUGUGAUGCUUACGCCGCCCAAUGCGACACCAGCAGUGCCGCAUGGAGGGAUGCACGAUGCAGUCAGCAGUUGCGGAUAUACCUUUUUGUUCAAUUUACUCGAUUACUCCGCCGGUAUCAUUCCCGUAACGCAUGUUGACCCCACCAAAGAUGCAUUGCCAUCGUCGUUCAACUUCAAGAAGCUCAACGGCGUAGCGCAGGGAGCCUACAAACACUACGAUGCCGUGAAGAUGGCUGGUUUACCGGUAGCUGUACAGAUCGUGGGGCGCAGACUAGAAGAAGAAAAAGUGCUCGCAGUCAUGGAGCGUGUCGAAGAUGCUCUGGACAAGCAUGGUGGAAAAUACCAGCUGUUGGAGGUGGACUAG